Cladocopium goreaui is the source of this 971-nucleotide messenger RNA. The record is from the annotation of a GenBank genome assembly. Lineage: Eukaryota; Dinophyceae; Suessiales; Symbiodiniaceae.
AUGAUCCAAGGACCGCGCACCAGCAGGAUGACAUUGGAAGAUAAUGCGAUGUCCCCAGUUGACUUGGACUUGAAUAUCUAUUGCGUCCCUGGUGCAUCGGUGCAUUACGAAAUAACACCAGAAUGGUCUCAGAACGAGAGCAUAGGAGAGCCAAGCCGCGCGUGGAAGCCCGGGCGUUUGCCCCACGCACCCAGCGGUCCCAUUGAACGACAUCCCUGGCUACCCGAGCCGGAAGGUCUAGGCAGUCCGACGGAGAGCGACUUCCGCAUGCUGGGCGUGCCUUCAAGGGCCACCACGAAAGAUCUGAGUCACAGCGCACCGGAGAUGCAGGAAGAUGAGGCUGAUGUGGAGUAUGUGGAUGCCAAGAGCAUGCACUUUGAUACUCUGGUCUCUCACCGAUUGCAACUGAUCACUGACACAAAGCUAGCGGAUGAUGGCACCUUUUUGAAUGGAGAGUGGCAGCAGACCUGGACCAUGUUCCAAGCGCUCGAGUCUGAGGAUGUCCACGGAAUGCACGUGAUGAUGUGCCUGGUGAAUUCCGUGUUCUUCAAAGCUGUUAGCAUGAUUGCCAUCAUGGCCAAUGCGGUCUACAUCGGUCUUCGUACCGAUCAGCAGAUUCAGAACAGCUUCUCUCGUGUGCAGGGGUCACCAACACAGUCUUUAGAGAAUUCCUUAGAAUACGUUUUCUUAGCGUGGUUCACUAUUGAAGUCGUGCUGCACUUGACGGCAUAUCGUUGGCACUUCUUUGUAGGCAAAAAUUGGCAUUGGAAUCUCUUCGAUCUCUUCUUAGUGCUGAAUGCAACGGUGGAGAUCCUCAUUCCUUCCCUGUUCGCGAACAUGUCCUUCUUGCGGAUCUGCAGAGUGUUUCGGCUGAUCCGAGUGGUACGUCUGGUGCGCACGGUGAAAUGGUUGCGGAGCCUUCGGACGAUGCUCUUUGCCAUCAUCAAAUCCAUUUCGUGCCUCCUCUGGGC